AUCUCCUUACUGUUGACGAGGGCCCGAAAACCCACACACACCGACACUCUCUCUCUCUCUCGUUUGAUUCCAGGGCGAUCUUAAUAAUAACUACUACUGCUAUACUAGUAUCUCUCUCUCUCUCUCUCUAUCGGAAUCGGAUCUAGGGCUCCUUCCUGCUUCUCAUUCUAGUAAUUAAUUGCUAAUGCUAUGUGAGCUUUUUCAUUAUGAUAACCAUCACUGGUGGUGGUGUGUGAUUUGGGCAUUUCUCGCUCUACUUCAUUGUUCCUUUGCGAAUCAUCGUCGAGUAAUUUGGAGGGGACUCUUUGGACGGGACUUUUCAUCCAAGUUGGUAUCACGUUAUUGAAGAAGAGUGAUUUUUAGUUGUGAGCAAGGUUCAGUUUUUGGCUUGAGGUUAAGGUGACCUCUUUAGGAAGCUUUGAAGUUAUUGGGUUGACCUUACUUUUUGGUAUGUAGGCAGCGAAUAAUUGUGUUGUGAGGUGAAUAACAACUGGAAAUUGUUGUCGGUGUUAUGGAUCACAUGCCUCCAAGAGAGAAAGAUUUUGUUGUCGAUCUUGAGAGUGGUGGGACUACGUAUGCAGAAGUGGGAAGUACAGACCCUGGUUUGGGUGCCAAGGUAUCAAAGACUUUCGGGAAGAUCUGCACUGGGUUUGGGAGUGUUGUUGAUGGGUCGUUCACAAGUGAAAAGGGGAUUUCUGUGGAGAAUUUGAAAUCAUUAAUCGAUAAGAAUGUUGAGGUCGACAGGGCCAUGGAUCCUGUGGAAACUACACCAGAGAAGGAGAGACGUAAAUCAACAAGCGGUAAGAAAAAGCCUCCCAGGCCUCCUCGACCUCCCAAAUCACUGUCUUUGGAUGCUUUUGACCAGAAGCUAAUCAAGGAGAUCUCAGAAAUAGCUAGGGUCAAACGUGCAAGGAUCGAGCGAAUGAAGGGAUUGAAGAAGAUGAAAGGUGCAAAGGAAUCUACAUCGACUGGCAAUUUACUGGCCGCAAUAUUUGCCGUUCUCUUCUGUCUGGUUAUAAUCUUCCAAGGAAUGUGCCCUGGAAGAAGUUCAUCAAUUACUUUUGAGGGUUCCCCAGAGUCGGCCCGAGCAACUCCCUUUGGGUUCAUCUCUCUUCACUUCCGCAAGAAUACACCCACCGUUUCUAGUUCCCGCUCUUCCAGUUUAGUGCAGCAGGUUUCUGAUUCAGUUACCGGAGGUAAGGUGAGAAGAGCUGCAAAAUUUAAACAACAAUUACGUGGGAACUGAAUAGCCAGUGGAGAAUGGUAUUUGAAGAAUUGCCAACCUAGCCCAACCAUUAUUGAUCUGCAGUAUUUUAUGUGCCGGUUGGCUGCCUCCCAAACAUAUAUACCGCAAGGGUAAUCAAUAUUAUGAACUGAGGUAAAUUACCACAUGUGCUCUUUAGGGUAUCUUUUUGAAGGAUUCAAGUUCUUUCCUUGGUAAACUAGACUGGCCAAACUAUGUUUGGUUUCUAUUUCCAAUGAAAGUGGUGUACAGAUGUUUUCUGAGGGAUUGGUUUGAGAAAUUUGAGAGAAUAACCGGGUUCUACUUGAUUAUGUUGUAUGAUAUUUUUUAUGGUCAAAUGGAAAUUCAAUUAGCACUUUUUGUGGAGGA
Messenger RNA from Rhododendron vialii, 1612 nucleotides. RefSeq lists its product as uncharacterized. NCBI's taxonomy places the organism in Eukaryota, Viridiplantae, Streptophyta, Magnoliopsida, Ericales, Ericaceae. The record is from RefSeq and is a predicted model, not a curated record. The transcript is spliced from 4 exons. Bases 512 to 1246 code for a protein of 244 amino acids.